CGGAGCUCGAAACUUGGGCGCCGGGCAAAACAGAACAUGGAGUCAUAGUGGGCUGCUUUAGUCCGGCACUCCCUGCUCCACACUCCGAAGUCCGUCGCAUUGUAUUUUAUAAGACGGUCGGCUUGCAAUUGAACACCAUUACUACAACAAUAACAGUCACCACCUCCAAAAUGGCAUUCCCAACCCUCCACGCCCGCGCAGAGGCCAAGCCACUCGAGCAUCGCUCAUGCCUCACGCCCACCACAGCCAAGAAGCUGCUCGAUGCCGGCUACCCUGUCCUUGUCGAGCGUUCACCCAAGGACCCCAACUACGCCCGCAUCUUCGCCGACGAAGAGUUUGAGCAAGCCGGCGCAACACUCAUUGAAGAGGGCGCAUACAAGACAGCGCCCAAGGACCACAUCAUACUUGGUCUCAAGGAACUGCCUGAGGACUCAUUUCCUCUUGAGCACACAUUCGUCCACUUUGCACACUGCUACAAGCAACAAGGCGGCUGGGAGAACGUCCUCGCUCGCUUCCCCCGCGGUGGUGGUACUCUCUACGACCUCGAGUUUCUACAGGACGAGUCGGGCAGGCGUGUUGCUGCCUUUGGAUACCAUGCUGGCUUUGUUGGCGCCGCCCUUGCCAUCAAGACGUGGGCCUGGCAGCUCACCCACCCCAAUGGCGAGCCCCUCCCCGGCCUCGACGCAUUCACCGACGGCCGCGGUUACUACAACAACGAGGACGAGCUGAUCGCUCAGCUCAAGGACGAUGUCGCUGCCGGUGAAAAGGUCGCGGGCCGCAAGCCCAGCAGUUUGGUUCUUGGUGCCCUGGGUCGCUGCGGCUCGGGUGCCGUCGACCUUCUUGAAAAAAUUGGAUGCUCGGAAGUCAAGAAAUGGGAUCUGGCUGAGACUAAGGAGCGUGACGGCCCCUACCCCGAGAUCAUCGAGUCGGACAUUUUCGUCAAUUGCAUCUACCUCUCCAAGCCCAUUCCUCCCUUUGUCAGCAAGGAGAGCCUUAAGUCGCCAAACCGCAAGCUAAGCGUCGUAUGCGAUGUUUCCUGCGACACCACCAACCCCCACAACCCUAUCCCCAUCUACGACAUCAACACAACCUUUGACAAGCCUACGGUUGAAGUGCCCGUCGAAGGCAACGGCCCUAGACUCUCCGUCAUCUCCAUUGACCAUCUUCCAUCCGCACUUCCCCGCGAGUCAUCAGAAGCCUUCAGCAAUGCCCUACUGCCUAGCUUGAUGGCCCUCAAGGAUCGCGCCACAACCCCUGUAUGGCAAGGCGCUGAGAAGCUUUUCCAGGAAAAGGUACAGACGUUACCAGGUGGUGUCCCCAAGAAGGAGGUAUAGAGCUGCCCACUGGCAGGAUGAUAAUACCCUGCUUAGAUGAUGUUAUGAUUCACACAUGAUAGAUAAAAGUAACUAAAUGAAGCGCACAGUGACCUUGUUGUCACAGCUUUGUGCGCAAUUUAUUAUUUCUUGACACGCUUAUGCGCAUCUGCUUUAUUCUCUAUCCCCCUGGCAUGAAAUUUGUAUAUGCGAGCUGCUUCAGUCUUUCACUUGAUCUUGAAUCAGACUGUUAGGAUGAUAAUAAAAAAACGAAUAACUUGAUUCAAUUCCUC
Bipolaris sorokiniana ND90Pr is the source of this 1606-nucleotide messenger RNA. RefSeq lists its product as uncharacterized. NCBI's taxonomy places the organism in Eukaryota, Fungi, Ascomycota, Dothideomycetes, Pleosporales, Pleosporaceae. Gene Ontology annotation, cellular component: cytoplasm. The record is from RefSeq and is a predicted model, not a curated record. The transcript has a single exon. Bases 171 to 1334 code for a protein of 387 amino acids. Gene Ontology annotation, molecular function: saccharopine dehydrogenase (NAD+, L-lysine-forming) activity.